This is a messenger RNA of Ectocarpus siliculosus, 1124 nucleotides long. The record is from the annotation of a GenBank genome assembly. NCBI's taxonomy places the organism in Eukaryota, Phaeophyceae, Ectocarpales, Ectocarpaceae.
AUGAAUCUCGGUGGCAUGGAAGCUAUCGCUCAGCAGGUGGCCGGGAAGGCCAUCCUGGAUCACGCGAAGGAAACGGAGCAAAAGUUGGACGCAAAACUGGCCAAGCUGGACAACAUGGAUGAGGACGACUUGGACAAGCUUAGGGAGAAGCGGAAGGCGCAGCUCAUUGCCGCCCAGAAGAUCAAGCAGGACAACCUCUCGAACGGACACGGGCGGUACUCCGAGCUGCCUGACCAGCCCGCCUUUUUUGAGGCGACCAAGAAGAGCAAGUUCUGCAAGAUCGACGCAGAGAAGUCGCCGUACCUUACCGAGAAGCUCAACAUCUUCGUCAUGCCUACCAUCCUUCUCAUCAAGGGAGGUCACACAAUACACCAGAUCCGCGGGUUUGAGGAGCUGGGUGGCACGGACGACUUCCACGAAGACACGCUAGCCUUCGUGCUAAGCCAAUACGGCGUCCUCAACUUCGACGGAGAACCACCAUCGGACCCCACGAAAGCUUCGGCCGGGGUUAACUCCAUCGCCAUGAAGAUGCUGGGGAAGGGGGCGGCAAGGGCGGGGGCUAGGGAAGGCGACGAGGCCGACUACUAGGGGGGCUGGAGAGGAGAGGAACGUGGGCGUAUGCGACACGCGCCUUCUCGUUGUUGGGGUGCCGGCUGGAGUGUUGACCUCGGCCAAUCAUGCGACACGCGCCUUCUCGUUCUUGGGGUGCCAGUUGGAAUGUUGGUCUCAGCCAAUUAUGUGACACGCGCCUUCUCGUUCUUGGGGUGCCAGUUGGAAUGUUGGCCUCAGCCAAUCAUGCGACGCGCGCCUUCUCGUUCUUGGGGUGCCAGUUGGAAUGUUGGCCUUAGCCAAUCAGCGCCUGGGUAUCCUCGCUCGUCACCUGGAGCUGUACCGUGCCAGAGUGGUUCUCGCCAAGGUGUCGUAAUUUCCAGCCAUCUUUUCGCUAUGGUCGCCUAGAGGCGACGACGGUCGUACAUUUCUUGGCGUCUGGAGGGAGAAUGGAGAGGGGGGAGAACAGCCUUCUCGAGGCGGGAGGUAAGAAAGGGGAGGGCGGCACUUGGCAUUUCGAGGGGGAACAGGCGACAGGAAACCGGUGCGACGAUAGAGGUGUUUGGCGAAGGCGC